Molecule: messenger RNA, 4801 nt
Organism: Photinus pyralis (common eastern firefly)
Lineage: Eukaryota; Metazoa; Arthropoda; Insecta; Coleoptera; Lampyridae
Product: ral GTPase-activating protein subunit beta
Exons: 23
Coding region: 819-4751 (1310 amino acids)
Biological process (GO): activation of GTPase activity; regulation of small GTPase mediated signal transduction
Molecular function (GO): GTPase activator activity
Source: RefSeq, a predicted model, not a curated record
UCUUUACUUACUUAAACUUACUUAAAAACUUCCGCUAUGACACGGUCUUAUUUUGAAAUUUAAUUAGCUUACGCAGCAAUAACACGUCUUAUCGCGACGACCGGAGAUAACAGAUUUUAAUAAAACAUUUCGCGCAAUUAAUUCCAGAUGAUUGAACCUAAUAAUUUAAAUUUACAAAUACAAAUCAAAAUAGGUAAACAAAACGAUUACUCAUUUAAACAAAAUCAGACAUCAUUAACCGAUUUUAAAUUCGAAUAACAUUUGCGUGGAAACUUUAGGGGCAUUAAGGCGUACUCCGAAAGAACUUCCCGAAGUUUCCACGAGAACGGGCAAGAACGAGACCGAAUUUCUCAAAGGCGGUACGAAGUUUGCAUUGGCUGCUAAUAUUUAAUAAAACUCAUCAUGUUCAAGAUAAAAAUGGAUUUCGGAUACCGAAGUUAGAAAUUUGUAUUGAACACUAAUAGAGAUCCGCUUGUUGUUCAUUUUGGACAAAUGGUAUAUAAUCAUUAAUCAAUAUACAAAGUAAUAGAAGAAGAAAUAUUUAUUCAAUGUUGAGUCUAGAUCUUGUCCUCUGCUUCCAAGUUCCAAGUAUAAUGUCUCUAUACGAUUAGAUCCAAACAUGCUGAAGAGGAUGCUGAAAAUGAAAUACAAUCAUUGCUAUUUCCUCAAAAAUUUUCCGUUUUGUUUUGGCAACACCGAGGGCAACACCAACAGACGAGUAGGAACUAGGGCAAGACGUUAUCAAUAGACAAGCAGUAUUAUGUCACAGAGUAUUACGAACCUUACAGCAAGUGGCCCAGGAGUCAAAAAUAUUAGAAAUGGAAACGUGGGAGUCCCUUUUGUUAUUCCUGCUAUCAAUUAACGACACGCUGCUCGCCCCGCCCUCUGUGAAGGACGAUGUUGCCGAUCAGUUAUGCGAAAGGGUUUUAAGUGUAUUGUUUGAAGUCUGGUUGAUCGCAUGCGCAAAAUGUUUCCCAACGCCACCGCUUUGGAAAACAUUGCGCGAACGUUGCAUGAAUUGGCGUCAUCGUAUCGCACUUAUCGAACAGUGGAACAGAGUGAAUUUGGCGUUAACGGCACGUGUGCUUGCUUUCAUGUAUGGUCCGGGAUUUCCAGAAUUAAAAAUAGGUGAAGACGAUCUGAUUCCUGCAGGUAUGUCUAACAACACAGUCGUACAGGCAUGGUAUCGUUUCCUUAAUACAAUUGGCAACCCUGCCAACUUAACCAAACCUGAGAUUAUUAGUCAGACACCGAAAUUUUUACAUUACGCUAUAAGCAAUGAGACAGUUGUUGAUCCGUGCUAUCACAGCUGUUUGCAAGCGCUUCCCUUAAUAUUUUUAAAAGCGAUCAAGGGAAUAGCAGGGCAGGUUGAUGCAUUUUUAGGUAUAGCACAACCGAGUUGGUGGGACGAGGUAGUGGUUGGAUGUAGCACUGAUAAGAACAAGGAGAUAGGUUCCUCUACCUCAAUACAUUCUCCUACUCCGCCACCUCAGCGCAGACUUGCUAAAAGCUUUAGUGUUGCCCCUUCUGCAGUGUCUAAGGGAAUGCCGAAAACGUCUUUAAUUGGACUAACAAGCAACCGAAUCUCAACAGUAGUGCAGACUGCGUCUGCGCCCAACUCUGGCCCAUCCUCCACCUCUAGUAUAUCAUCCCUUUCGUCAUUAAACAUGGAAAGCAGAGCUCCGUUAGCAGCCGAACGAGCUAAAUGCAACAGUAUAUUGCAUUUAUUUGGGGAAUGGCUUUUUGAAGCAGCAUUCGUUGGGUCCUCUCUUGUACAAGGCAACGAUCCGGAUCACAAGCGUCCCAGUUCCGUAAUAAUGGAAGGUCCAAAAUCAAAAGGUCCCAACUCUUUUCAUAUGAGCUCAAUAACCGACCUAACCGAUCUGCCCUCCAAUUUAACGAUCGACAAGUACGAGAGCGGACGAGCGGAGGCAUUAGGUGCACUCUGUAGAAUUUUCUGCGCCAAAAAAUCGGGCGAGGAAAUACUGCCCGUGUACCUCGCUCGCUUUUAUCUCGCCGUCGAUCAAGGUUUACACAUUUCGUCUGAUAGAGAGUGUGGCGAAACGAUCGUCUCGAUUGUCAUGAACUCGCAGAGUAUAUUCAAGCUGGAUUUGGAGGGUGUUCGAGUUCUGGUACCUUCUUUCGUUUCGGCUCUAGAAAUCGUGCUCGCGGAUAAGGAUUCAAAGUUAUCCCCUAACGUUUCUAAAGUGGACUUGAGACGAGCGUCAAUCAGUAUACUUUUAUCAAUACUUGUACUACCGCUCCAUUUUCAAAACAUCCCAAUUCGUGAAUUAACGACAAGUUCUGAACACCCUAUCAUAUUUUUGGAGCUCAAGCCGAAACUAAUGAACUUACUGAUGAAUGCAUUACAAGUUGAGUCGGACCCUCAAAAUGCGCACAUGUUAUUAGGUGGCCUAUUUUUGUGUGUGCAAGAUUCUGCUGCAUUUGAAGCUGUCGAACAGGUUACACAACCUCUGCCCGAGACGGGGACUACGAACUUGUUAAGCUCAGCGUCUGAUACCACAAGCACUUCCAGCAUGACAGGAGGCUCUGACCCUCGCUCCGACUACUUUAGAGGCGAUACUUUAUGUGAUGUACAUCCACUUGAUUCGGCCCAUGCAUUAUUUGUUCGUGCCACUUAUUUAGUAUGCCAUCGAUUGAUUUCAUCAUGGAAAACAGAUUUGAAUGUGUCACUAGCUGCAUUGGAACUUCUUUCUGGUUUGGCUCGGAUACAUAUAAAGGAGUCAGCAUCCAGAAAGUUUUCAGAUGCCUUAGAAUGUAAGCGUGCCGUAAAGUGGUUAUGUGACUACAUCAUUUAUCAAUGCUCACGACCCCCACCCGCCCAUUCGAAAGACCUACAUUCCACAAUAGUUGCGGCUUUCCAUUGCUGUUCGGUUUGGCUGUUAGAGCAUCCUUACCUUUUGCGCGACAAAGACUGUUUGACAACGGUUUUAGAGGUGGCCGAGCUUGGUGUCUCCGGAACAAAGUCGGUUGGUAAACCCGGGGAGAAAAUCAAAAUGAAAGACGAUAAGGAAUUAAAACCGGCUUCGAUGAGAGUGCGCGAUGCUGCUGAAAAUUUAUUAACUAGCAUUUUGGAACAGGUUGGGUAUUUUCCAAAUGAAUGUGGACCUGAGUCGGUGUCGUCCCUAUUAGAUGAAGUGUCAUUAUUGCAGCACUGUAAUUCAUGGGCAACUGAUUGUUCCGAUCAGACUUUAGCUGUUGAGCGCUUUCGAUAUUUUGUCUCUGAAGGCUCCAUUAUGUUGGCUCUGCUUGAAGAACCAUUAGGAAAUGAUCAGGAUCCACAACCAACAGUUACUUUACUAAUUAGAGGACCCUUUGGUCGUCACGCGUGGACUAUGCAGCUAAGGCACUUACCUAGGCAUCGGUCUGGUACUAAGUAUCACGCACCGAGCCCGGGUAGGCCAGUUGCAAUGCAAGAUAACCCAGUACGACCCGAGGUUAGUCACAGGUAUUUCCCUGAAGGUGUGGACAGAGUACCGCAAUGUAAAGCUGACCUAGCCAUUCCCAAUUUGGACCACGUACUCUCCGAUGAUGCAACCGCCAGUGAAGAAACGAAGAAAUUGAGUCAACUUUUAAAAAGGCAGAUAGCAGCGGAGGCGAAUAUGAUCAACAAUCAUUCUCAACAAACGCAGCUGCAAGAAUGCGCCCCGCCACCAGUUUGUCACGAAUUUCAAACUUCUCGGCUGUUUUUAUCUCAUUUUGGAUUCUUAUCAUUAAAUGGAGAUAACGAGAAUACUUUUAAUCAAACACUCAUUGCACUCGAUAGUAGCGCAGCUGAUUUUUGCAAAGACCUAACAGCUUUAGAUAACAUGAGUCCUCGAACCUGCGAUACCGCCCACAUCUUUUAUGUGCGUUCUGGUCAAACAUCCGCACAGGAAAUUGUUGGGAACGUAAACGACGAAAAUGUUUCCUCGCAUUUUGUCGAGUUUAUACACACCUUAGGAUGGCCGGUGGUAGUAAAAAAACAUCCAGGCUGGACGGGUCACGUAUCAACAAGUUGGCAAGUCAAGUCUUCUUACAUACCUUCUAAGCAACAAAACCACGCUGUUAAAUACUACGAUGGAAAUUCGCACGUUUUGUACUGGGCUGAUGCCUACUCAGAAGUAGCCUUUGUGGUACCUUCCUCAAGGAAGAAUACUUCGUACCAAAGUGCUACUAACUCUUUUAAUACCAGUACCUUGUCUUCAUGGCACGAAAACAGUCUAUCUGACAACGGUUCCCUUCGAGAUAAACGAACUUUGUCGUUAGAUUUAGAUAAACAACCAGCGCCACCCAGACGUUCCGGCAAUCGACAUCAUUACUCCCACACUGAUACUAAAAUUAUGAUCGUUUGGUUAGAAAGCUAUGAAGAUUAUUUAACAUUACCAAUAAACGAUUUACUUAAUUACAUGGAGACAGGUUUAGAAAUAGGCCCAACUCGUAUUAGUGAUGUUUUGGUAAUCUACUUGCAUUGGAUGGCGACUGGACUACUAAGGGUACAUUUACAAGGACCAUCCGGAAGGGUCGGUUUGGCGUCACCUCUGGUCGAUGGCAUGAUUGUUAGUCGACGAGCAAUAGGACCAUUAGUUCGGUACACUGCGAUUAAUAUGUCUCGAAGGCGGCGACUAGAUUCAGAUAAUUAUCAACCCCCGCAUGUUCGAAGAAGGGUGAAAGUGCAGGAAAUGGUACAAAAGUAUAAGAGGGAAAUGAGUCAACCUAAAUUGUUUACGUAUCUGUUUAAUAAUUUAUAAAAAUGUUAUAAGUUUUGUAAUAAUAGGAAGGUGUGUAUGUACAGUAUUCA